Myodes glareolus (Bank vole) is the source of this 1334-nucleotide messenger RNA. NCBI's taxonomy places the organism in Eukaryota, Metazoa, Chordata, Mammalia, Rodentia, Cricetidae. The record is from RefSeq and is a predicted model, not a curated record.
AAUAUGGCAUCUAAAAUAAUGUUUAAAAAGCUUAUUAUAUUAAACAGAGCCUCCAAGAUUCUAGCAGUGACCCAAGGUCUCCAAAGAAGAUUGUGAGGCACCAUGAUGUCUCCACCUGGAUUACAAUGAUGCUGACCACUGGGCGAGAUGCCCCAGUGCAACUCCUGCUGCCAGGACCCGGUUCAGAUUGUGGACAAACAGCAGGACAUGGGAGAUAUGAUUACACCACUUUUCCAAGACAAAAUAAGCUUGUAGGACUACCAGGGUCUGGUGGAGCAGAGUGAGUUCCAAGAAUGACCUGGAAGGGCCGAAGUACACUGUUUCUGUGGGCGUGGAAACCUCACAGGGAUAAAAGCAGGUAAAUUCUGGCGCAUUUGGCAGAAAACAAGCUGAAGGCACGGCUUAUUCUCUCCUGAUUCUGCUGCCCAUGGUCCCUGAGGGCUCAGCUGCAGAUACACACUCUCUUCAUUGUGACAUCAUUGUCAAGGCUCGUACCACAGCUGGACAGCCCUGGUGUGAAGAACAGUGCUCACUGGAUGGAGUACUUUUCCUUAAGUAUAAUAACAGAAAAUUCACACCUUUGGGUAACCGGGGAAAUGCAGUAAAUGGGACUCAAGUGUGGACAGAUAUGACCCAAAGGUUGAACUACUUGGGGCAAGAGCUCAGGAAGAUGUUGGCUAACUCCAUACAAGAGAUGACUGAGACCAGUGGUCCCCCCACUUUACAAGUCAUCAUGCUCUGUAAGUAUAAACAAGAACAAAUUGUUGGUGCCUCCUGGCGAUUUAACAUCCGUGGAAAGUACUUCAUCUUCAACACAAUGAAUAUGAACUGGACACUGAUUGAUCCUGAAGCUGGUGGUGUCAUGAGUAAAUGGAAGGAUGAUGCACAAUUCACAAAAGAUCUCAGGACAAUAUCCACAGCAGACUGCAGGCACUGGCUCAAGGAACUCUUAAAGCACCAGAAGGAAAAGCCAAGAUCAACAUCAAGGGUCCCAGAUAUCACCCAACUUCUGUCUGCCAUAAAUACCACCCAGUUUCAGCAUGAGAAAGCAUUUAUUGUCACGGCAUCAGUCAUUGCCAUCAUAUUACCUUUAGUUGUUGGGAUUCUUGUGAAGAAUUGUUGACCCCAAAGAGACUGCAGGAAGAGAGAGCGUAUACUGGACUUGUCUUGAAUUUCUGAAACCUCGAAGUCCACCCUUUGUGAUACACUUCCUCUAACAAGGUCACACCCAUUCCAACAAGAUCGUACCACUUCCUACAUGCCAAUGGGUCAAUUUUCAUUCAAACAAAUUGCUCCAAGUUCAUUGCAUUCAUAAAGUUUCUUGUCAGUAUGGA